CCGGAAGUCGCGACUCCGGCCAUGGCUGACUCGCCGCUGUUCCAGGCGCUGCACAUGGAGAUGGCGCAUGCGCUGUGUGCGGAACAGGAGAAAGGUCUCGGUGCCCUGGAGGGAGUGGGUUUCCGAGUGGGCCAAGGACUCUCGGAGAGGUUGACAAAGGAGACUCCGUCAUUCAAGGAUGAGCUGGACGCCCUGAAAUUCCUCUGCAAGGAUCUGUGGAUAACCGUCUUCAAGAAGCAGGUGGAUAAUCUGCGCACCAACCAUCAGGGAACCUACAUGCUGCAAGACAAUCAAUUCCUCCUCCUAAGCCAGCUGUCCAAUGGGAAGCAGUACCUGGAGGAGGCACCCAAGUUUCUCGCCUUUACAUGUGGCCUUGUGAAAGGAGCUCUCUCCAACCUGGGCUUUGACAGCACUGUGACUGCCGAGGUGCCGGUGAUGCCGUCCAGUAAAUUUCAAGUGGUGAUUCAGAAAUCCUGACCUCUUGCUGGCGGCUGGGAACGGGUAGAAGAGAGGCAGUGGAGCAGGCUGCAGCCCUGUUUCAGUGGAGCUGGUUUCUGCUUUCUGGGUACCAGGAUGUCAUAGGUUUGCAAUAAAAUGUUUUUGAUUUCCAUUCGUCUAUGCUGCUCUCCCGGGUAACCAGCCAGCUUCCGUCAGAUGUGGGGCUGGCCUGGCAGCCUAAUGCUGGUGUUCCAGUCCUACCCCAUGGAAGUGAAUGAGCUCGAGCUAGAGGGGUGUGAAGAAUAUCCCUCCCUGUCAGACGUGCAGUAGCAGAAAAGUGGUGGCUGUGACCUGAGGCUUUGGGAGUGAUUCUCAGGUCUCUGGGUGAGCAGGGAUUCAUAGAUUCAU
Molecule: messenger RNA, 846 nt
Organism: Terrapene triunguis (Three-toed box turtle)
Lineage: Eukaryota; Metazoa; Chordata; Testudines; Emydidae
Gene: TRAPPC6A
Product: trafficking protein particle complex 6A
Exons: 6
Coding region: 22-477 (151 amino acids)
Biological process (GO): endoplasmic reticulum to Golgi vesicle-mediated transport; regulation of GTPase activity
Cellular component (GO): trans-Golgi network; cis-Golgi network; TRAPP complex
Source: RefSeq, a predicted model, not a curated record